Molecule: messenger RNA, 458 nt
Organism: Bubalus bubalis (water buffalo)
Lineage: Eukaryota; Metazoa; Chordata; Mammalia; Artiodactyla; Bovidae
Product: electron transfer flavoprotein regulatory factor 1
Exons: 1
Coding region: 7-273 (88 amino acids)
Biological process (GO): respiratory electron transport chain
Cellular component (GO): mitochondrion
Source: RefSeq, a predicted model, not a curated record
GUGAAAAUGGCCAAUCCUUUAAGAGGAGAAGUAUUGAAUCUUUAUAAGAAUCUGCUGUAUCUUGGACGAGACUAUCCAAAAGGAGCAGACUAUUUCAAAAGGCGUCUGAAGAAUGUUUUCCUUAAAAACAAAGAUGUGAAGGACCCAGAGAAGAUCAAAGAACUUAUUGAAAGGGGCAAAUUUGUAAUGAAAGAACUAGAAGCAUUAUACUUCCUUAGGAAAUACAGAGCUAUGAAACAACGCUAUUACUCAGAUACCAACAAAACUAAAUGAUCAGUAUUACUAUCAUUUGACUGAAGAUCAGUGCCAGCUGUUUAUGUACCAGCUAUGACAAAAAUAACUUUAAAGUGUCAAGAUAUACACUGUGUUAAAAAUACCUGAGCUGCCUUACUGAACUAAAACAGGUUUCAACUUCUAUUGCUUUAUCAGCAACCUUUAUGCUCAAUUUUUAUAUAACA